UAAGCCUUUGCUCACAUCCGAGUACCAAGUAUUUCACUUUAACAAAGAACAGUCGACAUGGUGAAAUUCGCAACUGCUUUGUGCCUGCUAGUCGCCGUUUCCGGUAUCAAAGGCUCAAAUGAAACCACUUCAGCUGUUUCAGCGAUCACUUCGGAGUUGACAAAUUAUAACAGCACCGCUAAUCAAACAAUUGUAACGAUGAAAGUUUAUAUAGUUAACAUGGAAACGAUUGCUGAAAACGCUGUGAAAAAACUAAACAGCUCCAUGGCAGCAGCUAUCACAAAGUCUAAGGCGCAGUGGGAGGAGUUAGUGAACAGUACUACUAUCGAUAUGAGCUCAUGUGAAGUCUUAUUAUUUGAUGAGUACUCAGAGGCCGCAGCUGAAAUUUCAGCCAAUACAACCGCCUGCAUCGAUUCUUUAACGGCGGAGACAAAUGCCAGCUUCAACAUCGUCUCUGCUGAUUUUGAAACAUGCCGCACCUCUUUGCUCAGUCUACAAAAAGAUGCUUCUGAUUGCAGCUCCUACAAUGAGUCAGCUGCCCAUACAUGUUUAGAAUCAGUCGGAGAGACGACGGACGAUUCGGCCUGUACAAACAUUACGACAAAUCUGAAGGCAUUUACUGAGAAAUACCAAACCUUUUCGGACUCGGUGUCAGACUGCGUUAACUCGAACGCUGUCACAAGUUUCAAUGCCACCUUGAAGGAGGAUUUGGACGCAGCAGUCGAAUGUGCAUUGAAACUGCUUGGAACGGCGUCAUAAUUUGAGUUUUGAAGAUAUUCACGUCCGACUUAUAUGUUAUCCCUACUUAAGUUGGCUAAUAAAACUCAGCUGUAUUGAAA
Molecule: messenger RNA, 839 nt
Organism: Neodiprion fabricii
Lineage: Eukaryota; Metazoa; Arthropoda; Insecta; Hymenoptera; Diprionidae
Exons: 4
Coding region: 58-759 (233 amino acids)
Source: RefSeq, a predicted model, not a curated record